AUCUUUGCGGCACGCAGGGCGUUGCUCGAAGAUACGAUCUGUAAUACUUAGAUCUUCAGAUGUGGUGAAAUUUGGGAGGUCAAUCCUUUCGUUAAGUUUAAUCUGUGGUUAGAAAUGCCUGUGACAUCUGUACGACACAUGAGGCCCUCAAAUUCUGGUUUCAACUCUGUCGAAGUCAGAUAUGCGUCUUCAAAUCGGUAUCCAAUAGACAAGUUAGGGGCGAAAGUGUCGAAGGCUCGGGGUCGUCUCUGUAUUGUUGUCCUCGGACCGACGACAGGAUUUCUCUCAACUUUCUCUGCAGCUAUUAAGUGUUCAGGAUCCGUAACCCUCACAACGAGCUACCAAACAACUCAGGACUGUAAUCUGUAUUCUCAAGACUGCGAGGAGGUACCUUUGGUCACCUCGGUUCACGGUGGCUAGAGAAAGGAUACGACUCACCAAGAGGUUUGUAUAUUGUUGUUCCUCACAUAUUCUAUUUGGCCAGUGGCAUUCCCGAACUGCGCUUUUACUUAGAGAUGGCAGAUCAUACUGGCGAGAGGAAAUCAUGUAAAACCUCGACGAGAGCCAGAUCCUCUGCUCUCAGAACUUGCAGCCGCAGACAUAGCCGAUUUCUGCGGUGUAUAUGUCAGUUGCAUCAACUCAAACCGGACGGAGAAUUGGAUAAGAAGCAAGUAGGCGAUGAGCAUCCAAUCAAGUAGCCCAGACAGUACAUCUUCACCUAAUCACGAUUAGCCCAUCUGUCCAAAUAUGCGUUCAUCAUCGGAGUCCGAAGGAGAAGUCGCUGGGAAAGCAAAUUGUACACAAGGACAAACUGAUGCAGUCCUCUGUCUAAUCCCUCGAAGCUUCAAACAGUGUUUCUGUACGAGAUGUCCCUAGAUGGUACGACAAAGGUUCAUCACGAUGGCCAAUCUUGCUGCCUAUACUGCUCUGUACUGGGUCGCCGUUUCGUGAAGAGAACGCCUAGAGGAUUGUGCACUGACCUAGAUACGAUUACCUCAGAGCCGUAUCACCAUGGAUCCUCUGACCUCUUGUUUACAUCAGCAGCUUGCAACAGUGACCGAAUCCCACAUAUUUUAACGAAGACAGGUUUCUAGCUGGGAGAGACAGCUGCUGGCUGAUCCUGACCAGUACUUAUUAAAUCUUCCUUCUGAUCGGGAAGCCUCAAUCUCAAGGAGAAGAGUCUUCCCAGAAUUCCGCGCCAAUCUUCUGUAUGAACAUGUUGGAAAUGAGGCCAGUUUUGCGUUUGACGUGUUCUGCAGUUGGAAGAAAAGCGGGGUUUCAUGUAUACACAUGUCAACCUGUGGCUUACAGCUGUGACAGAAAGUUAUCUGGUGAUUCCGUCAUAGCCGAAAAUGGCUGAUGCAAGUUGCGAGUAUAAUUAUGCACCGCCCGCUCUGUGCCGAGUCCCAGUGAUUGAGGGUCUGAAGAGAGAAGCUUUCCAGUGUCCUCGUCGCUAUCUAGAUCAGCCAGCACGUACUCCGAGCAGCCAGCCAGCCACCAACAGGGAUCAGAUGACAGUCAGAGGGCAAUGUAACGGUAGGAUCAAUGGAUAUCAUGAGGGCAAUCCGGUCAGAUGAAGUGAGUUCUUUGAGUGGAAUGUGUAAUCUGGAAAGUGCAUCAAGAGACAUGACUGCAUGAUGCACAGCAUCGGCGUUCCGGGGGUCCGCAUUUCUCGCUCUUCUCACACUAUGAAUGCUGGUCAUCAUGCGAUCAGGUGAAAAGUGCAUAAUCAUCAUCAGAUAUGGAACAAUAUCCCCUGCAGGUCUUGUAUAAUACAGUACUGACUCGUCGAUCUUGCCAAAGGUGGAAUGCAUCAUUGCGGAUGUGAAUUCGCCCUACAAGUUCAUUCGGCAUCUAAAGUCGGCCACAUGGACAUGAGUGCAACCGCUUGAUGAUAAUCAUCUCUUGCACGCGUAACUGUGACGGUUACCUUCGCUGCGGCGUGCUCUCGAGUCCAAUUCAUGCAACGAGCAAUAAGUCAGAGGCCGAUUUGUCGUACCAGCAAGGCAUCAGUGUUGCAGUCCGAACUAUGAUGAUGAAGAAGACCGCUGCGAUGGAUGAAACUGCAACCUUCCCCUUUUGUUGUCAUGCGCCAAAAUAUGAUGCUCGCUCGCUUGUCGGUGGAGCAGUAUAGCGGAGAUCAGAGCCAGAAACUGGAACCAGAAUCUGAGGUCUCAGUUCCGUUUCGAUGCACACUUGGAUGAUGAAACAUUUAGAAUUGACAACAGUCUGCAUAAAUGUUUCGAGGGGUCACCACUUGAAGAACUAGUAAGAGUCACAAUCUCCAGAAGAGAUGCUGUUGGAAUCUCAUACAAUCAGGAGGUGCAAAGGUCUUCCAAAGCAUUUCAGGACAAGUGGAGAGAUCUGCGUCUUGAUGUCUAAACCUGCAGUUCGUCAUCCAGAGCUUCGACGCACUUUUUAAGAACGAAAUUGUGCCUCGUAAUGGGUUCCUGAACCUGAAUUGACUUGACUGUUCUGCCGAUCUCGUCUGGUGGCAUUCUAAGCAGGUGAAAUUGAAGGGCAUUUUCUUCUCAAGUACAACUAAUACUAAUUGCGUCUAGACUUGUGGAAGCCUCUGCUCUGUCACCUCAGCUCUAUAGAUAGUCCCUGAGGAUUGGAUGACUUUUUUCCCCAGAUUUCAUAUACCUCCCCUUUCUGAAGGAGGUCCCACGUAUACUUCGGUAAGACGAUCCAUUCUUUGCACGAUUGGUUAGAGUGGCUCACCCUCUAGCCGGAAGAGGAUCUCUAGCUGGAAAGAUCAUGCCAAUCAUUGUCAUAUGAUGAUAAAAAUAUCCCGAUUUAUGACUGUAACACGU
Molecule: messenger RNA, 2816 nt
Organism: Marchantia polymorpha subsp. ruderalis
Lineage: Eukaryota; Viridiplantae; Streptophyta; Marchantiopsida; Marchantiales; Marchantiaceae
Source: the annotation of a GenBank genome assembly